This is a messenger RNA of Cyprinus carpio (common carp), 3238 nucleotides long. Its product is annotated as splicing regulatory glutamine/lysine-rich protein 1-like. The coding region runs from base 606 to 1922 and encodes 438 amino acids. Gene Ontology annotation, molecular function: RNA binding. The record is from RefSeq and is a predicted model, not a curated record. Gene Ontology annotation, cellular component: nucleoplasm. Lineage: Eukaryota; Metazoa; Chordata; Actinopteri; Cypriniformes; Cyprinidae. The transcript is spliced from 12 exons.
ACAUGGUAUCUAAGCUUCCCUCUUGCCUAAAUUGCUUGUCCUCGUGACUUGGUUCUGGAUGGCUUACUACGUUGAUUAAUUUGGUUUCUGUAUGUUUUUUCUGUGUUGAUCAUGUGUGCAUAUCAGAUGACUAGAGUGACCCAGGCUACACUACUACACUAGCCUGACUCAAGGCUUUGUUUUCCAAGCCACUAUACCCGCCGGGGCCCACGCUGCCUUCAAGGGGGGAAUGUGACCAGGAGCGUAGCUGCUGAACCUUCCGAGAUGGACACCUUGUCUCUUUUUAUUUUCUUUUAUUUUCAUUUUUUUUUUUUUUUUCUCUCACAUGUUGUCCCUUUUUUGCCUCUUAGAAGAGUUGCAUAAUCAUUGUGUUGUUUUUCUUUUUUUUGUUUUGUUUUCCUGUCCCCUUGUCCCUCGUCCCCAAUCCCACAGUUGCACCCCUUUGCCUGUCUUUGAACGCUGUCCAGGUUGACUUGCCGCCCAGUGUUGGAGGGAAGUUUGAACGUGCGAUGCAGCCAACAUGAACGGUUGUCUUGUGUUGCACACCCUUUCCAACACUGCGACACGAUCGCCCCAGGGAGAAAAGCGCCCAUGCUUGAUAUCGUAUGGUUCAUGACCAAUAUGUUUCCAGUUCAGGAAAAAUCCCUGAAGAGGCAAAGGCGCUCUCACUUUUGGCCCCCGUCGCCCCAGUGACCAGUCUGAUGAGCGGAGGAGGACUUCUGCCCAUUCCUAGCCCCGCUACACUACAGAAUCGAGGUCUUCCUUUAGCUAAUCUGGGGGUCCUGAAGUCUAGUUUGGACACAUCUGUGGCGGCUCUAAAUGCAAUUGCUUCACAGCCUCCACUCACGGGAAAUGUAGAUCCCUCUAAAAUUGAUGAGAUCAGGAGGACGGUGUAUGUCGGCAAUUUAAAUUCACAGAGCACCACAGCAGAUCAGCUCCUCACGUUCUUCAAGCAAGUGGGAGAUGUUAAGUUUGUUAGAAUGGCAGGAGAUGAAACCCAACCUACACGUUUUGCUUUUGUGGAGUUUGCUGAUCAGGAAUCAGUGUCACGAGCGCUUACAUUUAAUGGAGUUAUGUUUGGCGACAGACCACUAAAGAUUAACCACUCCAAUAAUGCCAUAGUGAAGCCUCCAGAGCUCACACCUCAAGCUGCGGCCAAAGAGCUGGAGGAUGUGAUGAAGAAAGUCAGAGAGGCUCAGUCAACCAUCGCUGCUGCUAUCGAGCCAGAUGAUAAAAUUUGUUCGUCCAGUAGAUCUAGACGUUCCAGAAGGUCCAGGUCUCACUCUCUCUCCCCAUCACACUCAAGAAGAAAGCGAUCUAGAUCCAGGCACAGGGGACACCUGUCCCAGAGAUCCCGCCAGAGGGUGAAUGACUCCCAUGGGCCCCACAGGAGACGCUCACAUUCCCGAGAAAGGAAACACAGCCAGAGUCGAUCUCAUUCUAGGGACCCAAGGAAGGACAAGGACAGCAAAGCAAGGAAGGACGAUGACUGGGAAGAAAAGAGGCCGCGGGACAAAAAGGGAAGGACGCCUCCCAAAGGAUACAGUGGCUCUAGACGUUCCCACAGUAUAAGCAGAGUCCAUAAGAAAAGAAGCAGAUCUCGAUCCAGGUCACCAAGACGGAGAGCCAGGUCACCAUCACCAUCUAAAAGAGGCAGGAAAGAUAAAAAGAGGGAUAAAGGACGGUACGGUAGCAGGGAAAGGACAGAGACCUCAACGUCCAGGAGGAAAAGCAGGGAUUAUGAACAUAAAGCUAAACCAUCACUGAUGGAGAGGUGCUACAAGCAGGCGGACCACGAGUAUGAGAGUGACAUGGAUGGGUCGGGAUCUGUGGGUAGUGACGACAGAUCUCCUCAAGCUCAUCUCAACGGAAGCUAUAGGAGAACUUACGCCGAGGAGGAUGAUCUCUCUGCAGCUGAGUGAUUCACAUGUACCCAUAAUGCCAAGAACAGCGAUGUUGUGACUGGAGAGCAUAGCAUCAUGUAUCACACUGUAACAGCUGUCACUCCUUUUGAAGUGCUUUCUCUUGCGUCCAUUGCUAUGUGAUAGUAGGCUUCUGAAAAUGUUUUCUACUGCUGUGAAUAUUCUACCUGUCAUAUGAUAUUCAUAUGGAUGAAAAUGUAAAGUUUUGGAUAGUUCUUUAUUGUGAUGAGAGAUGCGGUUUAUUGAAUGAAGAUGCUUGUAUUGAGGUCACUUUUUUUUUUUUUUUAAAUCCGUUCUGCAUUUGUUUUCUUUUGCAUGUAACUUUGUGUUUACACUCUUGUGGAAAGAUGUUUUAUGCUAUUUUGUUUCUCUUUUUGGUCUCUCGUACUAAAACAAAGCCAUUAUUAGUGUGAAUCUAAAAAAGGAAAGGAAAAUAAGUUGUAUUUUACCUCAAAAUAAUGUAUUUUGCAUUUUGAAUUUUCUGUAAGUAAAUGUUCCUUAAAACUCUCAACACUGCUAUAAUGUAAAAAAAAAAAAAAAAAAAAUCUGGCCAGAUUUUUUUUAUUUUUUAUUUCACUUAUUCACAUUAAAGUGGAAAGGGAGUUGCUUAAUUGUGAUGAAAAUAAUACCAGAAAUUGAUUUUGGGGUACACUGAGAUUUAUCCACUCUACCAGGUCUUUUCCAUCAUUUCUGUUUACUGAAGUAAAAAAAAAAAAAAAAAAAAACAGUUAGUACAUGUGUAUUAUAACACUCUGAGUGAACUGUGUAGGAACACAGUGCAUGUUAAAAGUGCCUAGACAGUUUGUGACAACAGAAUAUUUAACAACACUGUAAAUCAAGUCAAAAGACUUAUUUAUCGAGUAUUAUACUAAAGCUUGUGUAAAAUGCAUAGUUUUAUCCUUAUUUUUUAACAGUAUUUUGUUUGAACCAGUGUAUACAGAGUCCUACAGUAAACUCUUCAUACAUUUUUAGUUGUGUGGCAGAUAUUCAGAUGUUUUAAUAGGUUUUCUAAGAAGCCUUUACUGAUGGAAGAGCACAGUAACGUUGUUAACAGUGACUGCUGUCUCAUUAAGAGUAACUACAAUUUAAAGCUUUAAGCUUCCGAAUAUUAUUUUUUUAUAUUGUCUUUUGUUUUCAGUCUAAUUUUGUAAGUGGGUAUAUAUAAAUAUAUACAGUACUUGUUAGCAGCAAAACUAAUAGGAUUAAGAAUGAAGUAACUUCUGAAUUAUAUCGAUUUGUGUGAUUUUGUGCAUCUAGACGUGUAUAAAAGAUUCUCCCUAACAUGAAAUUGACAUUAAAGAGUUAUUAUACUUCCA